UAUCAUCGACUAUACACUGCUAUAUCGAUUUAAUAACAGCUUUCAGUACGCACUAUUGAUCCUACUUUCUCGUAAGAUAAUGUAGAGCAAUCGUUUCAAGCGUUACGCGUCUGAUAUAUUAUAUCUGGGAUGUGGGGUUGUUUUAAAUAUGGAUUUAAGAUAAGCAAAGCAAAAAAUGGUAUAUCUAGUGGUAAGUCAACGAGAGACGCUAAGACAGAUACUGUUGCUGGGGUAUCGACUCUUGUUGAUGGAGUCAUACGCCCCAUUGCCUCACAGCCAUCACAGAUGACAACUGAAUCAAAAGAUGAUGAAGAUGCCGCCAAUCUGGACUUUUGGUGCCUUAGCGGCUGUGUUACGACCAUCUGUUCAGGGGUUCUCAUCAUUAUAGCGUUCCCCGCAGGUGUCCUGUUAUGUGUGUAUGCCUCCAACAACAACGUCCUAGACAAAAACCUAUUGGCCAUUGGCAUCGUACUAUCGUUGUUCCCGGUCAUCGUCCUUCCUAUUGUUGUGGUUGUCUUAUUUAACCGUCGGCGACUUAAAGCGAUAAGAAAACAACGUCUUUCCUCCGAGAGUUUACCGCCGACAGACAUGCGCUUUUGACACUACGAAGAAGACACAAACGUGCUUUUCUGAAAUAUUUGUCUUGGUAAAUGUACAAGACGGGCUGUUGUAAGUGAAAAAUAUUAAAGGGCGAUGCAUGUUGACCCCAACGUAUUACAUUUUGAAAUUGUGUUUGUACCAUAAAAAGAGCGAUGAACAUGUUAUAAGUUUAUAGAUAUAUUAAUUGAUAUUUUCAUCGAUGUAUUUUUUAGUAUCGGUCGCGUCCUAGAAUAAAAGAUCAACAAGAAAUUUAGGCGUAAGCUUCUGUAAUAAAACAUUUCAUUAGACAUUCAUUUUGAUUUAUACACUUAUACCUAGACGUUUAUAAAUAUCCUGUAAGAAUUAAAAUGUUACGCUACUAAAUAUUUCUCGGUUUAAAACUAUGAUAAAACGUGUCAUUAAUGUGUGUAUGUCUUAUGGCUUCUAUAACAAAUGCAUGUAUUAUAAAGGAGAAAGCGAUUAUAUGAGCCGCGUUCUGAGAAAACUGGGCUUAAUGCAUGUGCGUAAAGUGACGUCCCAGAUUAGCCUGUGUAGUCCGCACAGGCUAAUCAGGGACGACACUUUCCGCUUUUAUGUUAUUUUUAGUUUCAAGGUAGUCCCUUCUUACCGAAAAUCAAGUUUCCUGCACAUGUUAAUCUGGGACGACACUUAACGACUUUGGGCUUGUAAAUUUACAGUAUACCGGUACAUGUUUCUAAUAAAAUAUUUUAACAAUU
Molecule: messenger RNA, 1316 nt
Organism: Dreissena polymorpha
Lineage: Eukaryota; Metazoa; Mollusca; Bivalvia; Myida; Dreissenidae
Exons: 3
Coding region: 130-600 (156 amino acids)
Source: RefSeq, a predicted model, not a curated record